CAUUAAGGAUUUUUCGCCUAGGGCGCCUAUUUACCUUGCACCGGCCCUGACCAGUGUUGGGGCUCGGCGGAGCGGUUUGACCGCAGUCGGUGCUGUGCAGAUCCGGGCGAGCGAGACUCGCGCCGGUGCCGUGGCGGAGCGGUUGCAGGAGUGCCGCGGCCUGCUGGGCGCCAUGCUGGAGGACGUGCAGGGCCGUGGCGGCGCGGGCAGCCACCACUCCUCCGCCACCAGGUGUCGCGCUGAUCCGGAGACGUUGCCGAUUGGUCAAAUGGACUCCAGCAAUAAAGGACUUUUACGCAGCACUAGCAGAGCGGCCAGUCUGUAUCGAAACUUCAAGGAAAGGGAGGCGGAGCUUCAGCAGCAGCUGCUGUCUUGCCAGAACGAGCAAGUGAAGCUGAUUGGCCUGGUGGGGCUGCUGAUCAUCGAUGUGCAAGCACUGCAGCAGAAAGGCACCGUCGCGAGUUCCCCCGCUCCCAGCCAGGAGGCCCUGCACUCUGUCGUCUGGAGGCUGCUUCAAGACUUGGGGAAGACGGCAGCUGUGAACAACAGUCUGCAGCACAGCUUCCUCACGGCCAACUCCAGUCUCUCCAGGACAAUGGGCAGCACGUCGCCAAGCGACAAGAACCUAGACAAGUGCAGGCAGAAGGAGGCAGCUGGCGCCACCACAGAGCAGGUGGCAGCGCUGCGGCAGGAGAAGGAGUGGCUACUGUCGGAGAUGGCGAUGAUGAAGAAGCUGCAGGAGGACGCGGUGACAGAGGUGAGGCUGUGCGUGCCCGAGGCCUGGUGGUGGGACGACUUCUGGCAGGCGUGGUAGCAGCUUCGCGGCACCUGCCCCCAACGGCUACAUCUCCUGAUGAACGACUAUUUGGAAACACGGUCUGCAGAUGUAAAGUGUUUUGCAUUGUGAAGGUGUUGAGAGAGUGAUUUAUUAACAGAACUUGUCACGCAAAAAUAUUACAGUAAAACCUCAAUAACACAAAACCUGAAGGGACCAAAUUUUCCCACUUUGCAAUAACAAGGUUUGUAAAAAACCAUACUAAAACAAAAUUUAAUUGCAAUUUGAGUAUAAUUUCUAAAAUUAAUAAUAUUUUUCUAUUUUAGUACGUGCAUAACACACCUAAAAAAAAAAUAGCAUAUGCUCCAAGAAAACUUGCACAUAAUUUUAUACAACACAAUAAUAUGUAAUUUUUAUAUGGAGUGUAAAAUGCAAUUUCUAGAUGGCUACACCUGUAGCUUAAAAAAAUAUUUUUUGCUGUACUACAUUUAAUAGAUUUAAGACAGGAAUUAAGCAAAGUUUUAGAAAUUACCUACCUACAAAAAAUAUUAACGUAAUUUGCCCAACCUACACAGCACCAAAGCCAGUAUUAUUUUAGUUGAAACUUCAAAUUGUUUCUCUACAUUAUUGUGGGAUAUAUGUAUUAACUAGGGUUCUGCGAAUAUUCAAAAUUUCUGAAUUCGAGUUCAAAUUUUUUGAUAUUCGAUUCGACAAUUUGAAUCGAAUUCAUUUUACAAUAAUUUGACUUGCAAAAUCUGGCCCAGAUACACUAAUAUAAGACAUCCCCCCCGCCACCAAUGUUUUAAAGUAAUGUAAAUAGACUGUAGUGGGUAACUCUCCAGUAAUAAUUUAAUAACGCCCAACUACAAAGAAAAACUUUAUUUUCACCACCUGUUUCACAGCUACUUCCAAAAAAUCACCGUUACAAGCCUCCCUCUCCCUCCAAAGACAAAGUUCCAUAUCCUUCCGCGGUCAAUAUUUGCACUUACUUCAACCAAAUAUACACUUCAAAAUAAAAUAAGUUUAACAAAAAAAGAUACAAGAUUUUAAACCACAAAUACAUUUACUUUACCAUUAUUUAACAGCUUACAAUAACUUCUGGCAACCUAUAAAGAAAUAGUUCCGGCACAAUAUGGCGGCAGCAUACAGCGAUUUUGUCUCAAAUAAAGUGAAACGUCACUUGGCCAAUCACAGCUAACUAGGUCACACUACAACACUUUCAAACACCUGGCGCCAGCUGGACGGCCCCUCCUUACUCCUUCUUCCCAAAACCCGGCUUAAACUUAAAUUUAUAAAUCAUCUCUGCCAGAAAUCACCGACAGAAACAAAAGAGUUAUAGAAAACAUUUAAGGAAUGCAGAGACAAAUAUUUCCAUACAAAACAUAACACAAGAAUAAAUAUUUUUUUAUCUUCUCAAAACCCCACGCUAAAGAAUCAAUGUUAGGGUAGGUCAGUGCCUAACCUCCUUACAACCCCCCAAGUUAAAUGGAGUUUGAGUAAACAAAUUUAACUUUUGCCUGAGGUAUGUGCAAGCCGGCAACCAAUUCUCCCUUAGUUACUUCCUUCCAGCUUUUACACCACUUACCUCACAAAACAAGAUAGCCAUUUACAAGUGUUCAGUUUUACUUAAUUAUUUUCUCUAACACUGUUAAUAACAAGUCACAGAAUCCCAAUAGACAAAAUUACAGACUUGUAAUUAACAAACAAACAAGAAUAUACCCUUAGCACAAAUCUACUUGUACACAACCAUCAAUAAAAUAAACCCAUAUUGGCUCUUACCAACAACCCCCUCAUGAGAGUCCCAAAAUGUUUCAAGAGAUUUCCUGCUUAAAGCCAACAUGCUAUGCAGGUUAUCCCGUUACAUCACUAACCACUAGAGCUGGGCCGAUGCCGAUCCCCGAUCGUAAUAAUCGGCCGAUUUUGUUAAUUUUGCCGAUCAUAAUGAUCUGCAAAACGUAGCCGAUUAUUUGAGCCGAUCAUUGGUCUCCUACUGCAAACUUAUAACAUUGAAUAAUUACCUAUACCUAACAACUUUCCAUGUUUGUUUACGGUACUUUUCGGGAAGAAAAUUUGAUUAUUCAUCGAAAAAUAAUAGGAUUUAAUAAUUUAAAACUAACCACACACGAAAAAAAAAUACCAAUAAAGUAAACAAAUACCGUAAGUUUUAAAAACAUUGAACAGUUACAUACCUAAGUAUCAAUUUCCAUGUAUAUUUACGGUACUUUCGGUAAAAUAAUUUUCCAUUAUACUAUUUGCAAAGUCAUUUAUCAUUUACGAACCGAAAACUAUGUAUUUGUUUACCAUUUACGGUUAAUAUUACCGGAAUGGCGAAUGGCGACUGUUGUUUAGGUUGGUUAUGUGACGCCAGAGAUUAGAGUGACGCGCGUCGCGCGACGGAAUUCGUACGGAUUAAUGGCGCUAGUAGUUUUGUGGUUAGUAAACCACUACUCUUCAGGAAUUCAUCUAUUUAGUUUUUUCUCGCUAAAUAUGGCCUAUUGAAUGUUUUGUUUAGCGAAAUUAAUAUUCUUAUCCUGUUUAGCGGGAAAUAGAGCUUAACUUUCUUUUGUAUAAAAACCUGGUUGAUGAAGAGUUUUGUUUCCCACAGUAGAACCUCGUUAAUCCGUGACGCGCUAAUACGGGAAUCGGAUAAUCCGGGACGAUUUAAAAGUGCAGAAAAAAAAAAGAGAAGCUAAAAUUGUCAGCGCUUAAAAUUAACUUCACGCGGGCCGGCGGCCGGCAAACAAUGCAAGCCAUCGCGUGGGCCGCCAAAAUCUGCAACGCUGUUUGUACCGACCCUUUGUGUCGCCCCCCCCCCCCUCCCCCUUUCAACUGUCACAUUUGUCACUCUUUAAACUUGAGGGAGAUGUCCUGACUUCUGCUUCCGGUCUCCCGUUUGUUCGAAUGUUGUUUCACGUGCUGCUGAGUUACUUUCCGCCCGCCAACGCACGGCAGGCGCCUGGCGAGUGACGUGUCUGUCUGGCAUUCGGCUGGUCGAAGGGGUGGAGGGGGGUGGGGAGCUACCCAAAAUUUAUGUGUACAAGGUCAGCACGAUCUUAUCUUAUCUUUCUCUCUUCGGCUGCUGUAAAUGACAGUGAACUAAUAGCUAGGCAGUGCCGUAUUUUUUUUAAGCCGAGACAACAAUUCGAAGGCGGCCCUUACCGUUAACCGAUUAUCCGGGUUUAUUAUUAUUAUUUUUUUACAGAAUUUCAAUUAUCCGGGCAUCGGCGGGUCCCAAUGAACACGAAUAAUGGGGAGUUUACUAUUUUUAUCCAUCUGCUGCCAAGGCGCAGUAAGCCUCGGGAGAUGUUACGUCACAUGACCUUGGCCUUAACCCAGCUGCACGCUGGUGUCUGAGAAGCUUGACAAGACCUUCCGGGCUUACCUGUAUAAUCGCUAGUCCGUGAAAUUUAUGUCGUGAUUUUUAACUAAUCAUGUCAAUGAAAAGUAGUUUUGUCUGGGAAUAUUUCACCGUUUAUAGUGAUCCGUCAAAAGCAACGUGUAAUCAGAGGUACUUGAAAGGCUCUAAUCGGCUCAGAAGAUCGGCAAGAUCGGCAGCAGAUGAUCGGCAUCGGCAUGAUCGGCAAAAUAGGUGAUCGGCCCAGCUCUACUAACCACACGACAAACAUCAAAUCAAACAAUAUAACAAGAAACAACUCUCGAAACUCCAAUCAGCUUGAAAAUGGCGCCACAUGAUUGCAUUUAUGUUUCACUGAUGUACGGCUUUAACAAAUAUUGGUUGAAGCUACCUCGAACACCCCCGCCACCAGUCAAGUGUCCAAUCUCCCAGACAUUUUUUCCUACUUCCCUAGUGAUCCUGAACGGCCCUUCAUAUAGCAGUCCCAGUUUUUUCAUCUCUUUUAACAUAAAAUCACUUCUCCCACAAACUCUCAGCAGUACCAAAUCCCCUACCUUGAAGUUACUGCUUAUAACUCUCUGUUUUAUUCCUCUCCUCAAUGCUGCAUGCUUAAGUUUCAGUUUAACUUCCUCAAUCCUGUCACUAGUCUGACCCUCCUCCCCACUAGGAAACUUAAAUUUUAGGGCUAGACUGUCCCUCUGAAUUUUGCCACUGGUAAGUUCCUGCGGUGAAAAACCUGUACUGUUGUGAAUGUGUUCAUUAAAAAACCUAUUUAAUAGUGGUACAGCUUCAGCCCACUUGCUGUGUUGCUCAUGGCAAUAGGUGCGUAGCAAUCUCCCUUGAUACAGAUUCGCUCGGUCUAUCCCUUGCACCCUUUUCCCCCAGUAUUCACUUGUAAAUUCUUUUUCGAAUUCUUUGAACGUGGUAAUGCGGUUUUCACUUAGCCUCAACCAAUUCUCACCUGUCCCCACAAUGGAUCUCUUUGCCACAAAAAGUUUUUCAUCUUCCGAGCACCCAUAAACUGCGAAAAAUUUGUGUAGUUUGCCAAGAUGCUUCUUUGGGUGUACCCUAUCCUGCCCCGAAAAUUUAGGGAUGUCUCGGUCCUGAUAUGGCUGUGUGAGACGCCUAUUUCGACACAUACCGUUUCCACUACACCCCCCAGCACUAAGUUCUCCCUCUAUCGUGGCUAACUUUUGACUGAGGUUCCCUAUCUUGGUUUCGUUCCCGUCUAUCUUUCGCCCCCACUGGUUCAUCUCAUUGUGAGUUUGUGCCAUGGCUUCCUCCUGCAACCUACUUUCGCUUGAUAGUUUUGCUUUAGCCGUCUCUAGCUCUUGAUUAACAAGCAAAACUUCCCCUCGGCUGCUGGCCAUCAUUCCCUCUAGGGAUGUCAGCUGAUGUUCUAUGUUUUUGACAUCAAGUUGGUGAGUGUUUACUUCCUCCUCCACUUUGGCUAUUUGCUCCCUAAUGGCCACCUGUUCCUGGACUAGGCUGGAAACUUGGUUUUCCGCUUCUGCUAAACGACCAGCAUACCGCUCUUCCAAAACCUCCUGCCUCGAGCGAAACUCUGCAAAAUCCCCCCUGAUCUCUGCUUUGAAAUUUUCCAACUUUUGAUGGUGUACCGCAAACAUUUCUUUAAUUAGUGACGCUAGAUCCUGGUUACUCUCCCCUGCUGGCGGAGGUGUUGUGGAUAUGUCCCCGACAGAUUGUUCCUCCCCUUGCUCUACUAUUUCCCCUUGCUGAUCUAGCACCCCAACACUUACUAGUGGUAGGUCCUCCAAACUAGCGCCUGUUGCGCUACUGGCUAGUGCCCCAGUUGAUCGAGUAUUUACUGGCGCCAUGUUCAAAGACAAAGAUAUUAUUUACUCAUACACCAGUUACUCUAAAUAUACAAAACAAAAAACAAACAUUUUCCCUUCCACUAAACCACACAGGAUCUCGAACGUGUACAGCUAAUCAAUGAUCAAAGAGUACAGUUCCAACUUACACCACUGCACCUUAUCCUGUUUUGCACGUUUUUAUGCUUUUUUUUUUUACAAAGACCCUACAUAACAAAAGUGCACAACUACUUCACAAAGAAAAAUAUAACACCGUCAAUAGGCUAUUAACACAAACCGACGAGUCGAAAUACUUUGCUGAUACUGUGUAUGUAGGGGAGUGUGACGGUGUAUCUCCGACCUUAAUUGAUGGGUUCCCUGGUGACCGCUGCGAAUGCCGCCAUGUCGUCCACGGAGUGUCCUAAGCCGUUGUCCUCUGCGAGCUGUCCCACGCUGUCGCCUAUGCCGCUGUAGACACGUGGUCGCCUCGGUCGCUGUAGACACGUGGUCGUCUCUGCCGCUGUAGACACUUGGGCUUCACACGUAGAAUCACACUUCCUCCCGUGAUUACACCGCGAGUGACUAUUUACGCCGCAUUCGUUAUUCUGCACUUUGCAGACCUCCAGUCACGCUCCCUAGGUGAUUACACCGCCCUUUGUUUCCGCUGCAUUUGCCACGCCGACGCCGACCUUUUCACAAACAACUCCUUUUGUCCCCUUUUUUUUUUCACUCAACACUGUCUAUUGUUUACCCGAGUACUCAACUUCGUCGGGUCCCUGUUCGGGCGCCAAAAUAUGUAGUGGGUAACUCUCCAGUAAUAAUUUAAUAACGCCCAACUACAAAGAAAAACUUUAUUUUCACCACCUGUUUCACAGCUACUUCCAAAAAAUCACCGUUACAAGCCUCCCUCUCCCUCCAAAGACAAAGUUCCACAUCCUUCCGCGGUCAAUAUCUGCACUUACUUCAACCAAAUAUACACUUCAAAAUAAAAUAAGUUUAACAAAAAAA
This is a messenger RNA of Bacillus rossius redtenbacheri, 6952 nucleotides long. RefSeq lists its product as uncharacterized. NCBI's taxonomy places the organism in Eukaryota, Metazoa, Arthropoda, Insecta, Phasmatodea, Bacillidae. The record is from RefSeq and is a predicted model, not a curated record. The transcript has 5 exons. The coding region runs from base 173 to 814 and encodes 213 amino acids.